Messenger RNA from Bursaphelenchus xylophilus (pine wood nematode), 4949 nucleotides. The record is from the annotation of a GenBank genome assembly. NCBI's taxonomy places the organism in Eukaryota, Metazoa, Nematoda, Chromadorea, Rhabditida, Aphelenchoididae.
AUGGCCAAGGGCAAGUCCAACAGGUUUAUGAACCCAGCUGACCGGGAAAGGAAGAAACAACGCGCGCAGGAACUUAAGAAGAAUAAGAAACAGCGAACUCAGGUCAGACAAGCUUUGGUAAAAGCCAGAGAUCCUGAAGAUCUGCUCAGUCAACUUAGACGUUUGGAUGAACAAGGUGGGCAUACUUUUAAUCCAGGCUUUUAUGAUUUUAGAUCUUGAUCCGAAUGGGGAAUUGUCCAAGCACGUUAUUGCCGACAAGCGAGGGAAAUGCCUAUUGGCUUAUGAACAACAAUUACAGUUAUAUCGUCAGGAAAAGGAUGAAAAUCAGGUUACACGCCUGGAGAAUAUGCUUCAAGGGUAUAAGCAAGAGCGAAGACGAAGAGAAGAACAAUAUCGUAGGUGCAUUUUGCUUUUUAGCGUAUCUUGGUUUAGAAGCAUUGAUGUUUUCCAAUGAUAUGAACUUGGGCGAGAUUCCUUUGCCUAGCGGAUCUAUGGCUCCAGAAGCUGCAUUGACUCCAUUUAUUCCGGCCCCUCCUCAGCCGCCAAGUUUCCAUACGACAACAACAAAGCUAUCAACACAAAAAGCAGACAAAAAAGAAGUGAAGAAAGCUCCUCCUGGACCUCCUUGUGGAAUUCCUCCAAACUUUGACGAAGAUAUGAAUGUAAAUAGAUCCAGGAGACACGAGUAUUUGAGGGAAACCGUUCCCGAAGCUGAGUAUGAUGAUUACGAUGUAGAUGACGAUGACAUGGGCCCUGUCCCUAUCCCUGAUGAAUUAUUACCGCCGAAACCAGCUUUCCAACCUGUUAGGUCGAUGGUUUCUGCACCUAUUAUUCCUCCAAAUAUGGCACCCCCUCCUCCACCCAUGCCCCCUGCCUUCAAUCGACCGCCGUUUGAUCCAACGAGAAGAUUUAACAAUAUUCCGCCUACAAAUUCAAAUCCGGUACGUGGUAUUUUGUAAUUUAUAGAUUUUUAGGUAUUUUCUCGACCUACUAUGCCAAUUCAAUCGACGGCUCCAGGAGAAGUUGUCAUCUCGGCGGCUCCCCAAAUGAGGAAUUUCAAGAAGGAAACUACCAAAUUUGUGCCUGCGGCGUUACAAGUUCGAAGGCCAGCAACUCAGCCAAAGUCCAAGCCAAUAUCCAGGACGCCAAUUGGGCAAAGCGGAGGGCAGAUUAUUGCUGCGCCGGCGGUUGGCGGAAAAAGCGCCGACCAAACUUGUGACGAAUUCUUACGGGAGAUAUCCGAUUUGUUGUGAGGAAUAAAGUUAAUACUUAUAUGGUUUUAUUCAAAUAAUGUUACCAAGGUAUCUAUUUAUACUGCUUUUAAAGUUUGUGGAAUUCUUAUUCUUUUUAGAAGAUGGAAACCGGAGAGAUAUUGCAAGAAAGGAUUGACAAUUUGUUUGAACUAUUAGGGCCAGAGGAAUCAGAGGUUUAUUAUCACAGUCCAUCUCCAAGUUUUCUGGAUAAAGAUAUACAAUCUCUGAUUGAUUUGACUGAGAAAUCUUUCCUACAAGUUCCCAGUUUGAGGUAAUUUAAACUUUGAUUCGGCACGCACUCCCAACCUACAUAUAAAUACUGAAAAUAUAAUUUAGAGAGGCAGUUUUAGAACUGGUAAAAGCGAUGGUUCAUGAAUGUACUAGAUAUACAUUAAUCCAAAAAACUCCAUCACUAGAACAAAAGCGACUUCAGAUGUCAGAGGGUCUGUGCAAUCUGUUCUCUCAUUUGAAUGCGCAUGUUCAGAAUAUGGAGUCCGAUGAUCUCAGGUUUUUACUGUUAUCUGUAAGUCCACAAUUUUGUCUGAAAAAUAGCGUUACAGUGGAUUCUAACUGUAUGCUCGGAACUAUCGAAGAAUUACACCGAAUCGAUGAAUAAGAAAGUCAAAGCAAGUGAGAUCACUACGAUUCUUACGGGUGCUCCUUUCAUCCGAGAUCUGGUACAACUUCUGAAUUCUAUCUUAAUGAACUUACUAGAAAAGGAUCCUCACAAAGUAAUGGACCGGCUUCUAGAUGGCUUGGCUUACGGAGUUGCCUUCGAUUGGGUUUUCCUGCAUAUUACGUUAGUUUAGUCAUCUUCCAAUUUAUGUAACUCUUUAGGAAGACAUUCCCGUUCCAACUGAUCCCUUUACUGAUGGAUCUUGGAGUUCGUGGUACGGCACAGAUUUUAGAAAGACCCGAUGCAAUGGUAAGACAAAUAUCCCUUAUUUUAAUACUUGUUGAAGGAAACUGAGGGCGUCGUCGACCAAGAUCAUUUUAUGCUGAUCUCAGAUCUCUUACUCUUUUUGUCAUCCUUCAAGACUCCAAAACUUCGCAGUUCCUUAUUGGAUCAAUUAGAGGUGCAACUAACUUUCAUCGAUUGAAAUAUUACUGUUUUUUAGGCAUUCUUCUCUGAUAAUCAGCAUGUUGCUCAUUUUGUUUUUGCAUCCAGACUUUUCAUCAAACAUUCCGAAGUAUUCGGCCUUGUAGGUGGUCUUGUUGAGCGAUUUGUUAACGAACCCAAUAUGAUCCGAGUUCUUAAAUUAGUGGACGAUCCAUUCUGGAAAAGUGUAGUCCCUGCUGGUGCCGAUAUUAAACGAAGUGUCAAAGGAAUGUUGAAGAAAACUUCCUUGAACGGACUCGUCCUUCUCUACGAAUGUCUGAUUCCAUUUUCUUUCGAUAAAGAAUACGUGAAGGAGGCAUUGCAACUUAAAGAUUCCGAAGUUGACGGCAAGAUUGGGUUGUUUAGUACUCUGAGCGUAAGUUUUGAGAAAGUUGCUUAUUAUAUGUUUUUUAGAUGGACGUUUAUUCAAUUAUAAUCCACGAAUUAAUGUACAGUAAGAAUUUGGAUAUAAAGAAUAUUGCCAGACUGAAUGAGAUCAGAGAAGAAGUUGGACUCCAAGAUAUGUUCAUUAGAAGGAUUCUAGAGGGUGGGGAAGGGUGGGUUUGUGUUGGGUUGAGUGAUUUUUUAGGUCGGAACAUUACUGUCGAUUACUUGGGGCGGUUUGUAUAAAAAGUGACAAAUCUUUUUCUGUGAAAGUUUUAUCGAAGAUGUUGUAUUCGUCUCGCAAUGAAGAUGAGGUAAGUUUUGUCACGAAUUUGACUAGUUACUUUUUAAGGUAUGGAAUGUGUGUGCAUUUAAUCGAUGCUUGACGACGCAUCAUCCUCUGGUACUGACUGAUGCCCUCAGAUGUAUCAUCAUGCAUCCCGAGCAGUUUGAACAUACUUAUGAAAGUGAUGCGAAUCUUAUCAGACAUCUUUCGAUGCUUGCCCGGGUUCAAGAUCAGGCUUUUCGGCAAGAAGAAGGUCUUCUUGCGAUGGGAUUGCAGUUCGGAUUCAUCGAUGGGAAGCUCCAAUGUUACUUGUUGGAUAUUUUAAACUCGAACAUCGCCGAGGUUACUGAUGAAGACUUUGAUCAGUUUUUGGACUUCUUUUCCACUUAUUUGAAAGGAUUGCAAUAUCUGAAACCAGUGGACUGUAGACGGUUGCCGGUUUCAACCUUAAAAGGAAUCACUGAGAGAUUGGCUACGAUUACAACAACUAUCAUCAAAUUGUUCAGUCGAAAAUGUAAGCCUUCUUUGUAAAUCAGGGAUGUGAAAUAUGUUGCUCACAAAUAAUUUUAUAGUGGGAAAAGAAAAGGCGAUGUCAGAACUCAAAUUGUUUUUGGCCUUGGCUCGAGAUUUCUUGCACAAUGAAGAACUUUUUAAUAUAAAGAAGAAGGAAACGAGGGAGAUGGUGGAGUUUGCCGACGUUCCAGAGAAGACUGUACAGGACUUUGAUGCGGAAUUUAGGGUUGAAUUGGCCGAAUUAGAACAGUGGUUCACAGAAGCAUUCUUAAAAUACUUCCUGGAGAAUGUUUUUGAUGUAAGUAAUGAAUUUUCUGUCAUGGUUCUGUAUUUAGGCAUCCCAUGAUUUAUUUGGGACAGUGAAGGGACUUUUGGAGAGUCCCGAAGCUUGCGCUUAUGUUGACACGCCAGAGAAUCUCUUUCCAUUAGAAUGUUUGGAAUCCUCAGUAACACCAAGCGAAAUAACAUUACUCGAGAAACUCAGAGCGAAGCCUCUCCAGACAAAGAGAACGGCGGAACUUGCCCAUUCUGGUGUUAUUUCGUCUGCUCAUUCCAAACCAAAGCCGAGAAAAUGGACAGAAGUGGAGGAAAAAAGAAAAGAAAUGGUCUUAUUUGUGGUCAUCAACAUCAUCGAUAAGAAAGAGAAUGUCGACAGGGAGAAAUUGAUCAAUGGAGCAGCCCAGGUAUUGACUGGAUUGUUGUGCACUGAGUCCUUGGUGGACUGGACCGGAUGGUGUCGAUGGGAAAUGGAAAGGGAGUUUGUUCCAAUGUAAGCAUUAUAAACAUAAUUAAAUUACUCUGAUUUAGCUACAACGAUGUGGCCAAGAGGCUCGAAGCCAGUCCUAUCGCGUUCAAUUUGAUGAUUUAUUUUGCGGAAGCUGGGAGUCAAGUAACCAUGUUCAACUGUAUGCCUCUGUGGAAGAGUUUUCUCUCCGUUACCAUAAACCAACUCGGUUCGACGCCGAGAAGAAACGAUCCACUUUCGGAGAAGAGUUUAGGGGACCUGGCAAGGGUAUUCUCUUUGUUGUUACUGGUAUGUCCUGACAUGUUUAUUGGUUCAUUUUUUAGAGCAAGAUUGUCGAUUCAAAGUACCGAUCGCUCUACGAAAUCAUCCGAACUCUGGGGCAUUACGACGCGUAUACUGUAUUAGUCGCCUUUUGGGAAGUGCUGUCGGUAAGAAUUCCUUUUCUUAUUUAAUAUCAGGAUAUGUAUGUAGAACCUGGUACCCAAGGAUGGAAAAGUGCUUAGAUCACUCGAAACAGGAGAGAAGACAUUGAAAGAAGUCCUUCCCAAAUUGGACGAAGGCGCGUUCUAUAAGGUCCUGGUUCCAAUUGCCCAUCAAAAUUACUCCGAAAACGCCGAAUACAUUGCCGAUCUCCUGGAUGGGUUUGAAGAAGAGGACGAGGAAUGGUGA